Messenger RNA from Debaryomyces fabryi, 1152 nucleotides. RefSeq lists its product as uncharacterized. The record is from RefSeq and is a predicted model, not a curated record. NCBI's taxonomy places the organism in Eukaryota, Fungi, Ascomycota, Pichiomycetes, Serinales, Debaryomycetaceae. The coding region runs from base 1 to 1152 and encodes 383 amino acids. The transcript has a single exon. Gene Ontology annotation, molecular function: protein binding.
AUGACUAACAUAUCAGAAUUACCACAUGAAUUAAUAGUUGAAAUACUUUUUAUUUUGAGUCCAUCCGAGACUCAAUCAUUGAUUAGCAAACUUUAUCAAAUACUUGAAAACCUUCCACCUAAUUUGAAUAUUGCAGCGAAUAAUGUAAGGCUAUUAAUUAGCUUUGCUUUUCAAAGGCUCUAUAGUGGCAAGCUAUUGGUGACAUCAGAUUCCUGUUGUAAAAAGGGAGAAGAAAUUGGAUCAGAUGCGGUACUAUCGCUCCGCAAUUUUGAAGAUAAAUUUCUUGAAAGCAGGGAGAACGAAAUAGAGAACAUUCUUUUCAAAAAGACACGGCCUCAGAUUCUUACUUUUAGGUUCAUUCGAGACGUCAAUGAUUAUAGUAAUUUUGUUGAAGACUUGUAUUCAUUAAAUGCAAUAUUUGACAAUUUGAGUGACAGAAAUGAAAUAACGAAGUAUAUUGGCAUUGCAUGCCAAUUAGAACUAUAUAUUGAUGGGUACACAAUAGGAGUAGAAUCACCAACGGCAAUAUUGGUGGCAGUAUUGAAGACUUUGAUAAGCUUAGCAAAUCCCAAUACGGCCUUGAAAAAUUCGCUCAGCAGUAAAUUCAAAAGCAUUACAAUCAAGUCUACCGAUAUUGGAAACUAUUAUGUUUCCCGUUGGGGCCAGCUAUUAGGCUGCUUUACGAAUAUCACUCAUUUAAAUUUAUCUGACAAUAUAAUAAAACUGGAUUCGAAUCCUAGAAACGAAGGAGAACUGGGUAUAAAGAUCGAUUUGUUGGCAAACGAUUUUGUUUGGCCUCCUUCCUUGAAAGAAUUGAAUUUAGACAACAAUUUGUUGACUUACAUUUCAAAAAAAUUUGUGCUCAAAUUAUCACGUACUUUAGAAAAGUUGCUGAUAUGUUCGAAUAAACUAACUACUUUGGGCCAAGACGAUCUACAAUUUUUUAAAUUUAUCGAAGUAUUGCCUCAGUUAACCACUUUGAAAUUGAAUUACAACAAUACCCUAAUGCUUGUAAAUGAACAUAUGUUCGACAAAAUUUCUCUGAAAGGCAAAUUUAGAACUUUAGAAUUACGUGGAUGUAAUAUUGAUGAACAUAAUAUGUUACUGUUGAAAGGAGUCUCAGUUAGGGAGAAUUUUUGUUUGCUUGAUUAA